Messenger RNA from Gossypium raimondii (Peruvian cotton), 1145 nucleotides. RefSeq names its product early nodulin-like protein 1. The record is from RefSeq and is a predicted model, not a curated record. Lineage: Eukaryota; Viridiplantae; Streptophyta; Magnoliopsida; Malvales; Malvaceae. Bases 185 to 913 code for a protein of 242 amino acids. The transcript has 4 exons.
CCAUUCAAACUCUUCCCUAUGAAAAAGCCAAAUACAUCUGACAUUGUUUCCCUCCCUCCUCUUUCCCCACACUUUUUUCAAGAAGUCUCUUUUUCCUUUGUGGCUCCAAGGGGCUAAAAGCCAAGUUCAAUGGUCUAUAAACCCCAUUUCCUCCUUUAGAACCUAAAGCAAAGUUGAAGAGUAGAUGAAGACCUUCUCCAUGCUAAUCUUCCUCAUUUCUCUUCUCUUCCCUUUCUUCUUAGCCUCUCAGUCUGCAACCAUUGUGGUAGAUGGUGUUUCAGAGUGGAACAAUCCCGUUGUCCAUGUGGGAGAUUCAAUAAUUUUCAAACACAAGUAUCACUACAAUCUCUACAUUUUCCAGAACAAAAAUGCCUUUAAUAUCUGCAAUUUCACCCAAGCUACGCUCCUCACUAAAUCCAACUCCACCUCCUACACGUGGCACCCAUCUCGUCCUGGAUUCUUCUACUUUGCUUUCAACAAUGGCUCUCUCAAAACAUGCCAAAGCUCUCAAAAGCUCUCCGUUAAAGCAUCUCCCGCGCUACCUCCAAGAAAUGCAACAACCACCCCUUCACCGGACUUACCUCCGGCAGCGGCUCCAGCACCAACUUCUGGUGGACCGAUUGUGUCGUCUUCUCCAGUAUAUCCAUGGCCGUUCAGGCCUCGCCAGGCGGCGGUUUCACCAGCACCAAGUGCUACCUCGCCAGUAACAGUACCGAGUCUAGUGCCGGGUAAAGGUGGUGGCAUCCCUUUAAUCAACAGCAACCCUGCAGUUCCAUUGCCGACUGGUGAAGUUGAUUCUGCAACUAUUCGACCUUUGCCCACCUCUGAUCAUGGAGGACAGGCGGCGGAAGGAUUCAUGGCGGCACCAGCUCCAAUGAAUGUAUUUUGUGUGGCAUUUCUACUAGUGCUGUAAAAAGAGAGAACGGGUGUGAAAUUUGGUUGUACAUUAAGGAACAUUUUGAGUAAAAUUGAGUGAUUUAGAGGGUGAGUAGGUGUAAGGUGUAUGGUUAGGUUAGAUUAGAAUAUAUGGUAUGGUGUUGUAAGGUGAAAGGCAAUGCCAUGGCAUGCCGAUUGCUAUACAUGCCAUAGUCCAGUCUAGGCCCUACUUUGGAAUCAUUGUCAUGCAAUUUGCUUUCCUUUUUCAA